AUGUCAGAUAUACGCUCAAAAAGCGCCAGCUUCCUCAGCGACGCAAUCGCAGCCGCAACAGGCGGUCAAAAUGCCAGCUCGGCAGCAACACAGCUCGAGCAAGCACUGUUCGAAAAGCACCGACAGUCCACCUCGAACGACUACCGCGGCGACAUCCGAAACAUCGGCUUGACACUCAAGAAGGACAAUCCACAACUUGCGAGCGAUCUAGCAGAGGGAAAGCUAGCGCCUGGGCAACUGGUCAACAUGUCGUACGAGGAAAUGAAAACGGAGCAACAAGCAAAACAAGACGAUCAACUUCGUCAGCAAAACCUACAAGAAUCCGUCGGAGUGGACGAGCUCGAUCCGGACCAAAACAACAUGAUCACUUCAGAACAUGGUAUAUCUCGGAUGCAAGAAGGCGACAUGGAAACAUAUGGUGAAGCCGACAAGGCUUCCGAAGGCGAGUUCAAAGCAAGAGCACAACCCAAGGUCGGCGAAGCAAUGCGCGAUAUCGAGUUCGAGACAGGUGUAUGA
This is a messenger RNA of Ustilago hordei, 516 nucleotides long. RefSeq lists its product as uncharacterized. The record is from RefSeq and is a predicted model, not a curated record. Gene Ontology annotation, biological process: DNA-templated transcription. The transcript has 2 exons. NCBI's taxonomy places the organism in Eukaryota, Fungi, Basidiomycota, Ustilaginomycetes, Ustilaginales, Ustilaginaceae. The coding region runs from base 1 to 516 and encodes 171 amino acids.